Messenger RNA from Tinamus guttatus (white-throated tinamou), 2751 nucleotides. The record is from RefSeq and is a predicted model, not a curated record. NCBI's taxonomy places the organism in Eukaryota, Metazoa, Chordata, Aves, Tinamiformes, Tinamidae.
GAUCUUUACGAGCCGGCCUGCCACUGGUUGAGGGGAAAGGGUAUAAAAGGUCAAUUUUAGGACCUUUUAAAGAUAUCAGUUAAACAAGUAAGGAUGUUCCAGACUGUUCCGGACACUUCGUCUUACGUCAAGGUAAGACAUGACAGCAUCUUUAAACAGGAGGCCCUGUCGGUGGUGAGCGACGACCAGUCCCUGUUCGACUCGGCGUACGGCGCCGCCGCCGCGCACCUCGCCAAGGCGGACAUGACGGCCUCGGGGAACCCCGACUACGGGCAGCCGCACAAGAUCAACCCCCUGCCGCCGCAGCAGGAGUGGAUCAACCAGCCGGUGCGGGUCAACGUGAAGCGGGAGUACGACCACAUGAACGGCUCCAGGGAGUCCCCCGUAGACUGUAGUGUGAACAAAUGCAGCAAACUCGUCGGAGCAGGAACAGAGCCCAACCCCAUGAGCUACAGCACCUACAUGGAUGAGAAGAACGGGCCUCCCCCCAACAUGACCACCAACGAGAGGAGAGUCAUUGUCCCAGCAGAUCCCACCCUAUGGACGCAGGAGCACGUGCGCCAGUGGCUGGAUUGGGCUAUAAAGGAGUAUGGAUUAAUGGAGAUCGACACCUCCCUCUUCCAGAACAUGGAUGGCAAGGAGCUCUGCAAAAUGAACAAGGACGACUUCCUGCGAACAACCACCCUCUACAACACCGAAGUUCUGCUGUCUCACCUCAGUUACCUCAGGGAAAGCAGCUCGUUGCUGGUCUACAAUACUCCACCCCACACUGAGGCUUCCUCACGUCUCGCCACCAAAGAAGAUCCCUCCUGCGAUGCAGGAUGGGGCAGUAAUAUGAAUUCUGGCCUCUCCAAAUGCCCUCCUGUUGCAGGGACGCAAAAUGUGAACAAGACGACAGAGCAGCAACGGCCCCAACCAGAUCCCUAUCAAAUCCUGGGGCCCACUAGUAGCCGUCUUGCCAAUCCAGGGAGCGGGCAGAUCCAGCUGUGGCAGUUCCUCCUCGAGCUGCUCUCGGACAGUUCCAACGCCAGCUGCAUCACGUGGGAAGGCACCAACGGGGAGUUCAAGAUGACGGACCCUGACGAGGUGGCCCGGCGCUGGGGGGAACGCAAGAGCAAGCCCAACAUGAAUUACGACAAGCUGAGCCGGGCGCUGCGAUACUACUACGAUAAGAACAUCAUGACCAAGGUGCACGGCAAGAGGUAUGCCUACAAAUUUGACUUCCAUGGCAUCGCCCAGGCUCUUCAGCCUCAUCCCACCGAAUCUUCCAUGUACAAGUAUCCGUCGGAUCUCUCCUACAUGCCUUCCUACCAUGCCCACCAGCAGAAGGUGAACUUUGUACCCCCGCACCCCUCCUCCAUGCCCGUCACAUCGUCCAGUUUCUUCGGAGCAGCCUCCCCUUAUUGGACCUCCCCUACUGGAAGCAUCUACCCAAACCCCAACGUCCCUCGCCAUCCCAACGCCCACGUAUCACCACACUUGGGCACCUAUUACUAGAUGCUUUUAUCUUCAAGGGGCCUUAUCAGUUUGGUUGGACACCUUCUUUACUUCUGGGAUUUUUAUUUGUUGUUAUUUUUUUCCGGGACCCUUAAUGGAUAACUGUGGCCUUCCUGGGGGAUAGUUAAAACUGGAUAUUGGUUAUUCCUGGAUCAAACCUUUAACUUUUGUAACUUUUGUCUCUUGUGUCUUCAGCUGAGAGAUGGAUGCUUCUUUGGGCCAGUACUCUGCCUUUUCUUUGGGUUUUUAAUGCUUAUGCCCUCUGUAGGAGCUGACCAUGAAGAUUGUUCACCACGACUUGGAAUGAUUAUUAGCGUUUCGAUCACAGAAUUUUUAAGAAUUCAAAGGCUUCUUAGAAGACAUAGAUCCAACUGUGGGUUGUAGGAAAAGAUGACUACAUGGGUUUGUUUCUCGCUUUGGAGAGGGUAGGCAGUUUGACCAUUAAGUCAGGAGGACCUUGGGCUGCAGGGGACUGCAACUGGAAUCUUAGUUUUAAGGCAAACGAGGAGUUUCACCCAACUGGAAAUUAAAUAUAUAUAUAUUCAUAUAUAUAUAUAUAUAUAUGUACAUGUAUAUUUUAAGAAGGGCAUUGAAGGAAGUUUUCUAGACUGUACAACUUCUUUAGACUGUAUAUUAACUCCAGACACAUCAGAGACCAGACGAAAUAAAGUAACCUAAUGUCAAGACAUUCCUUGAAAGUGAAGUAAAAUAAAUGACAGCAGGUCCUUGAGCUCUGCCAAGGGCUAAAGGGAUCGCUAAGUGCUACCGAUUCGCGAACGCUGUGCGUUUGUCAGACCGUCAUCCAAAGGGUCAACAAAUCAGAAGGCAAAUUACUGUAUAAGUUAUGCAGAGUUAUUUUUUUUUCCCUAUAUCUCACAGUAUUAAAAGAAAGAUUAAAUAAAACGAGUUGACCUCGGUCACAAAUGCAGGUUUGUUUUUUUGUUACUAUCAGCUCAGUUGUUUGUGGGUUGUUUUUGUUUUGUUUUUAAUGUAAUUUGUACAUCUUUUCAAUCUGUACAUUUGGGCUGUAGCUUUGUACUUUUUACUAAAAAAGAAAAAAUUAAAAAAAUUAGACAUGAGUAAUGUAUCUGUUGGAGAUAGCCUCCGUGCUGCAAUUGGAUCCCUACCUGACCCCAAAACUAGCCAGAAACCUUCCAGACUUCUCUGCGUUUGUCGACAAUAGAGAUUUUUCUUGUAUUAGCCUGUCAAAACUGUCUGCAAAUUAACUCCAUUUGGCUAAUAUGUUUGCAUUAA